AAGCUCUCUGGGUAGUUAUGUGAUUUGUAGUUGUCAUGGCGGCUGAUAGUGAUGGUGAUUUGAUUGAGACGGUGGUAACGUGUGAGGGAGACCUAGAAGAUCCUGAAUUUCCACAUAAGUUUAAAAUUAUUGUUAAUCGUCUUAAAUCUUUGCUUUGCAAGGACAAGGGAGAUGGUUUAAAGGUAAAUAAGGUAGAGCCAUGGAAUUCUGUUAGAGUCACAUUUUCAAUACCCAGAGAAGCUGCGCUACGUCUUAGAGAAUUAGCAGCUCAGGGUUCUCCAACACUUACACAGCUUGGCAUUCUUUCAGUGCAGGUUGAAGGAGAUCAGGUAAUAUCACUGAGGAUAGCCAACCGCUUUAGUGGAGAAGCACAAGAAAUUGUGUUACAUUCAGGACCCUCGCAAGACAGUGGUGCCAAAUCUCAAAAUGAACCCACUAGCAAUACAGCUAAUGUUGAAGGUGAUUCUCAAACAGCUUCACCUGGUCCAAGCAAUACAUCUAGCAUUUCUUCAGCCUUACGUAAUGUGGCUCAAAUAAUAGCGACUGGUACAUCAUCUGAAAAAGCUCCACAGUUUCGUUCUCCAAAUGUAGUUGCGCCUACAGAUUGUGAUCCCAUCCCACCAUUUCUUGCAAAAUCCGUACAGUCGACAUCAGGCAAUAACAAUGUUGGUGCCUCUGGAAACCAGCCAGUGACUAACCCAAGUGCUUCGCCUAGGAAUAAUUAUAAUGGUCCAUUCCCAUUUGCCAGUAUGACACAUGCUGCCCAAGCAAUACACAGUCGUGAAUCACAGGCAACAACAAUUAAAAAUGCUAUGCAAUUCAAACAUCAUGUGCAACCACCUCCACCGUAUCCUGCUCAAGAGAACUUGGGAACAGUAACAGCAUUAACGACUGGUCAUACUACCACACAAUCGGUCGCAUCACUUGGUCAGUUAGCAAAUCAGUACAAGUCUACAAUUACUACAACAUCUAGUCUGUCACCAAACAAUAAUAAUCUGACAGGGAAUUCAAAUAGUAAUGGAACUCAAGUUGCUUUGUCCAGUCCACUUCUUGUAAAUCUUCUUCAAAAUGAUGCUGGCACACAUCCGAAUAAUGUGAUACCUGGCCAGAAAAUGUUACCACCAGCUGUUAUCGAUAGUUCUGGACUCGCUAAUCGCAUAAGACCUACUAAAAAACCAACAGUGAGAAGGAAAGACUUAUCUUCCCCCGGUGAAUCGCCGCCAAACUUGGAUUCACUUAGAACAGAAGACCUUAUUGGAGGGGGAGCAGUCAUUUCUGACUUAUCUCAAACUGCUACAUCUGCAUUUGCAACUGUUAAUGUUAACCAACCCUCAACUAUUCCGCAACAACAUGCAGUUAAUGUCAUUGGUGGAAUUGGGCAAACUAUGACGCAACAAGUAGUGCAUCAAGCCUCUAGUACAGGACAAAUGCAACAAUCUACAUCAUCGAUGCAUGGUCAAGUACAAAUACAGCAAAAGUUUCCCAUUAGACAAGAGUUGGCAUACAGACCUACGCAGGUGCAAUUGCAAGGUCAACUUCCAAUUAGGCAUCCAGUUAAUGGGCAGCAAAUUCGAACACCAUUGCAGCAACGACAAUUGCUACUUCAGCAGCAGCAACAGCAUCAAGUUUUAACUCAGCAACAGCAACAGAAUAUAAAUGCUUCGCAAUUGCUUACACAACAAACGACAACACAGCAACCAACGUUGGUACAACAGCAAAAUGUAAAUACAUCGUUACAGUCUACAUCUGUUUCCAAUCAGCCAUUAUUACAACAACAGCAGAUAGUGCAGCACUCAACGGUAAAUUUGAAUGUUCCACAACAGCGGCUAAGUUACUUAAACAACCAACGGCAACAAACUCCUCCUCCUUAUACAAGACAACCGGUUCCACCGCAGUCCCAUUUAGGACAACAAAAUCAAGCGUUAAACGUGCAACAACAGUUACACCAUAACCAACUUAAAAAUAUAAAUGUUAAUACUAAUACGACGACCGAUUUUCGGUACGGGCAAAGUCAGAAUAUUCUCAGCAGAAAUUAUCAGGCUGCAGCUAGUAGCGCUAAUGGGACCACGUGGAACGCACAAAGUAAUACAAUUCUACAAGGUGCUCAGGUCAAUACUGCGCGUAUGCCAACUACAAAUCAAGUUUCAGGUGCCUUUUCUCAGUGUGGAUCUCAUCCCAAUCACGUUUCUAAUAAUAAUGUCGUUUCACCUGCUACGAAGGUUGAAGCAUCUGAAUCUCCUAAGGCUGAAGAAGAAGCACCUGAACCAGAAUACACGUCGACUGGUAAAAUACGGCAAUUUCUCAUCAACCCUUUAACCGGACAUCUGGAACCAAUGCCUAGCGAGAGUUCAGAUUCAGAGCCAGAAAGUGCAGUAGAUAAUCAAGAUGAUUUCUUUUCUUUUCCAUCACCAUCGAAUGACCGAUCAAACUCCAUAUUUUCGGACGACGAUGCAGACAGCAAUUUUUCAAGAAGAAAUGACACAACAACAAACACAGAUCAAUCGGAUUCUGAGACGACAGUGAAGUCUACUGCUAGCGAAGGAAGCUUAAAACAUAGUAGAAUAAAAUCUAGCAGAGAAACCACUCAAAGUCCGAUGCCUGGAGAAAAAAUCAAACUGAGACUAAAAUUAGAGAAAUCGGAACCUGUUACACAAGCUUAUAAAGUCGACGUCUCUUUCGUGAAUACGCCACCAAUUAGGAAAGCUGAUAAAUCAGUAAACAAAAUGUUUACCACUGGUAUUCCUAACUCAGGAACUGGUGAUGAACCAAGAGUGCCUCCGUUACACAUUUCCUUAAGAGGGCGUAAUGCUUCGGUAGUACAAAUCAGAAAGAAAGAAAAGAAACCACUGAAAGAUGGCGAAUCUAAUCCGACUAGUAUAAAAAGGCGAGGGAAGCUAAAGAAAAUGGAGUGUAUAGAUGGGAACAAGCUAUUGCAGAAAAAAUCAUCCUUAAGUAUGAUUAUAGGUACUUCAUCCGCGUCUAAAUUACCUUUGUCCAAUUUUACGAUGAUUAACAGCGCUAAUACUGUUUGCAAAGUCAACAAUAUACUUCAAACAGUUGUAUCAAAACCUAAUGCCUUAAAGCAAGAAUUACCAGUAGAUGUACGCGUUCAAAGUGGCAUCACGAAACCAAGUUCAAGUAAAAGCAGCGACGUCGAUGAUAUACCGUUAAACAGUAGAAUACCGUCUCCCUCGAAACACAAGUCCGCUGUUUUGAAUCAACCAUUGAAUACACAACAGUCUUUAACAAAAAAUCAAGUGGAAAUGGACAUUCAAAACCAUAUGCAAGAACAUAAAAUAGGAGGAGGGAAAACCAAAAGAAGAGACUCUAAAAAGAAGUCAGAGUCAGGGGAUGGCUUACAUCGUGAACAAAACUUGUUGUCUGGUGGCAGAAUUCUGGAUAACCAAGCAAAGUGGAGAAAACUUAAUUACAAAGGUGAUUCAAGCCAAUCUGUGAGAAAGGUUGAUUCCCUUUUGGCUGGAAAUGAUUUCAACGCGGUCAAGAAAGUGGGGGAAAUUCGAAGAACAAGUGAUAGUGACAUUAAUAGGUCGGCAAUUGAAAAGAAUAAUACGUUGAAUGCCAUUGCUUCCAGAUUAACGGAAGUGAAUGGUGUGAAAAAGGAUUUAAUUAGUCAAGAAAAAAGAAGAAGAUUAAGUUUAAUGGAUGAAAAAGAUCUGCAUUUAGAAGAAUCUCAAGAUGCAGAAACUACACAUUUUAAUAGCCAGAAGAUUAUGCCUGAGUGUUCUACGUCUAAUGCAGUUCCAAACACAAACACAAAACCUACCUGCACUCCAGCAUUUGAAAAUGAUAAUCCUGGAGUAGUAUCUUCGAAUAUGCCUGCACAGAGUGAUUCAAAUUCAUCCGCCAAUCUGGAAAGCAAAGUAUCCGCACAUGUGGACACUGCUGUAAAGAGUGCACAAUCAUCAGUAAAUAGGUUAAUUUCUGGAAAAAAUAAAACAGAUGCAGAUAAUUGUAAGACAAAUUCUACUAUCACCACAAAAAGUCAGACUAUUAGUCAAAAGUUAAAAAACCACAUGGUUUCAAAGAGUGAUACAAAUGCCGCUAUCAACAGGCAUAAUAAAAUAGAACAUUUUAGUCAUAAAAGAGUGAUUCAGAAUCAUAUGAAACAAGUUGAUAGAUCCACAGUAGAAAAUAAGAUUGAUAAUACACAAAGAAUCAGUUUGUUAAAAACUACGCAAGCUUCUGUAACAGGAAACUCAGUGGACCAAGUUCCCAGAUCCCAAAGCAUUGAACUACCUUCCAACAAGGCAACUCUACCAAUUGGAGAAAUCAAUGUAACGGAAGUAAAAGUAAAGCAGAAAUUACUUGAAACUACGGUUCCAAUUGCAAUCGGGGUAGACGCAAGCACAGAAAGAGUCAGCAGCGGAGGAGGAGGUGAAGAUUCAGGGAUUGAAUCAAUGGACGCUCUUUCAGAGAAGUCACCAAAUCAAGGAGAAUCUCCUUUGCAUAGGCCAGCGACCGAAUCAGUAACACAAAGCAGCGCAAAGACUGCUGUUCAAGGGGAAUCUUCCCUUCCAACCACCAAUAAGAACGUGCCUUCCUCAACUAGUAGUAGUGAUAUGUGUUCAAAUUCUCAUUCGGAACUUAUGAAGUCCAGCGGCCCGCAAAGAUUAAGUCCUGUGUCUGUAGCGAAUUAUCUUGAAAAUCAUAUAAACCGCAAUAUAUCAAAUUCCAGUGAGCAAGACACGAAAGAUGUACCUAGUGAAAAAUCAGCUUCUUCGACAUCAAGAACUGGUGGACAUAGUGACUUGGUUGCUAGUUUAGAAGUGACUGACAAUGAAAAAAGUAUAUCCAAUCCAAUGGUUACAGGAUCGGUGACUAUCGUGACAACUUCUGUAGCCAGUAAUGUGGAUAGUGAUAACUUAUUGCAAUGUGCGCAGCAACAGACUAAUGACUUUUCUGAGAAAGACAGUUGUAGCAUUAAAUUAGAUGAUUCUGUUAACCAGCAUGAUCAGGGUAAGGCAAAUAUUAAACGUGAAGUGUCGCGGGGCCCAGAGAAUGCAUCCGAAGACAUUGUAAAAACAGUCAUAGACGGUAACAGUGCAAUUAGAUUAAGUGAUGAACCUCAUGGACAAAAUAAUAAUGGUGUGCCUGUAAUACAAAAUCAUAUUGCUUAUAGUAACGUAAAGACGGAAAUACUUGAUAAUACAAUUACAAAUGAGGCUAGCACGGUGGCAGACAGUUUAUGUUCCAAUAGUCAGAGUUUCAGUUCUGAAAUCAAAGUAGAGUCUAAAAUAAAUACAAAAGUUGAUGAUACAAGGCAAAACGAUCAAUCGGAAGCUUCGAAAAGCCCUAGCAUUUCUUUAAGCGCUACAUUGGUUAAGUUAGAACAAUGUUCCGAUCAAAACCAAAAAUCUAGUGUACAAAGUCAUCAACAAAUAUCAGUUAGAGAGCCUUCUAUGAAUCUUCAAAAAGUGACAGAUGAUUUGGUUAAAAAGAUUGUGAACGAUGCAAGUGAUAUAAGUAUAGGUAUUCAAUCACCUCUCGGUGAAGAUCCUCAGCCGAUUAGAAUUACUCCGCCAUUAUAUACAUACUCUAAUUCAGUAGUUUUACAACGAGACGAGACUCCAAGCCCCGCAGCGCAAAACCCAGAAGUCGAUUCCAGUGAUGUGGAACACGUGAAAAGGAAGCGUAGAAGAAAACAAGAAUUAGAGGGACGCCAAGAUGUCAUAUGCAUAGAGGAGAACGAUGAUGCACAAUUUGUAGAAAGGUUACACUCUAACAGUUCAGAUGAUUAUGUUAAACGACCGCCAAAGUCAUUAUUGGAACAACUUCUUAUAGAAAUUCCAAAUGAGACUAAUGAAAAAAGGUCUGUAAGAACUAGAUCGCAAAAAUUGAACAGUCCUGACAUCGUAAAAACUCCAAAAAGUAGUCCUCAUGGUCCUAAUAAAUUAGAAGAAAGACGCAGCAUAUCACCAUAUGCUAAAGCAAGCCCUAAGUUAGGAGUAUCCAAAUUAUCUCCUAAUACGACAAUAAAAGUGGGGAAAAGAAAACGUCAAGAAAGCGAAAGUUCUGUAGCAUCUAGUACUGCUGAUGAUCCACAACCAAGACCAGGGAAACGGAAAUGUUCAGAGAAUGCUGCAGAACUAAUUAAAGCUUGCAUGGGUGUAGAUGAAGCUGGUUCUUUAAAGAAACAAGUACCUGUGAAAGAAGAACAAUCGAAAAAAGGAUUCAACAUACUGGCCAAGACUAAGAAAGGUCCCAUUGUGGUAGAAGUAGAUUCGUCUGAUGAUGAACCGUUGAUUGAAUCUGUAGGAAAAGCAAGAAUGCGAUUAUCAGACGAAACAUCCGCUGCAUCUCCAAAGUCUAAAGAUCAAAAAACAAAUACAAGCACAACUGUUUCUGGCAGUCAAAUUAAUUCCAGUAAUAUAUCAAAUUUCAAUGCCAGUAAUAGAGUGCAAAGAGAGAGCCGUUUAUUAACCACCAAGCAACCCAGUACAACUGCGGUAGUUACUGCUGGAAAGGAAAGGCUGCGAGGUACUUCCGCAUCCAGUAAUGAAUCCUUAGGAGAAGUAACGACAAGAAGAUCUGUUCGACAGAAUACAGCAUCGCCACUAGCGACACCAGCAAGUAAUACAAGGGGUGCAACUAGAUCUACAGAAGAUAUUACGAGAAGAAAAACACGAAGUGGUGCUGUAACAGCUGAGGCAGCAGAGCAGGCAAAACGGAGGCGAAUAUCCCGAGAAAACAAAUGACCUUCGGGAAGUGACCUU
Dufourea novaeangliae is the source of this 6734-nucleotide messenger RNA. RefSeq lists its product as uncharacterized. NCBI's taxonomy places the organism in Eukaryota, Metazoa, Arthropoda, Insecta, Hymenoptera, Halictidae. The record is from RefSeq and is a predicted model, not a curated record. The coding region runs from base 36 to 6716 and encodes 2226 amino acids. The transcript has 10 exons. Gene Ontology annotation, biological process: positive regulation of transcription by RNA polymerase II. Gene Ontology annotation, cellular component: histone methyltransferase complex; nucleus; transcription regulator complex.